UCUGGUCUUGAGUUCUGCUCAGACUUCCCUCGUGAUGGAGUGCGAUCGCAGAGCUGUAAGCUGAAGUGAACCCUUUCCUCCCAAGUUGCUUUUGGCCGUGGCAUUUUAUCCCAACAGUAGAAAAUUUAACUAAGAAAGGAUUCAACUUUAGAGAUGAGGAGACAGGUCAGGGGGAUAAAGUCCUAACGCCGGAGUUCGGAUGUUAGCGAUCACCACAGGGUUCUUACCAAGACUCGGGGGACGUGGUCGCGUGGGCGUGGUCUCGUCACUGGGCGUGGUUUCCGGGCUCUCCACUGCAAGCUGCAGACUCGGACUUCGGAGCACUAACUAGCCUAGGACCAUGGAGCCGGUGCCGCUGCAGGACUUCGCCAGCCGCCUGGACCCCGCCUCCCUUCCGCGCGUGCUGCGGGUCUGCUCUGGAGUCUACCUUGAAGGUUCCGUCUACGAACUUUUUGGGAGUGAGUGUUGCCUCUCCACGGGGGACCUGAUCAAGGUCACCCAUGUUCAUCUUCAGAAGGUAGUCUGUGAAAACCCAGAGACGGGUCAGACCUUGGAGCUCAACCCCAACUUCACAGGCCUCUUCAGCACACUCACCAGCCUGCAGAGCUACAGAACCCUGGAGGAGCUCGUCUCUGCCAUGCCCCAGACCUCCACACGGUGGCCCAUUUGCUUCAAGUCAACUGAAAGAAUUGUCACAGAGGCCACAGUGGUACCUGCGGGUCAGCUGCUCAGGCUCGAAGCUGUGGAAAUACACCAUGGGACCCAGUAUGCACGCUGUGUCCAGGACUCAAAGACCCAGGAGAUCAUCCAUUAUCUGCCCCUUUCCCAGAAGGGAACCUUCUGGAGAUGCAAGCCUGGUGCCCCACAAACCCUGCUCGAAAUCCUGCAGGACCCAGCUAAUCAGGGCCUUAUGCUCACCUGCCCCAGCCUACCCUGGCGCUCGGUGAUCCUGAAGUCCGAGUACAUGCUCCAGGCAGUGAUGCACAUGCGCCGCACCAUUGCCAAGAUCCCAUCCAGCCUGGAGGUGGAGGUAGAAGACGUCACCGCCUCCUCCCAGCAUAUCCACUUCAUCAAGCCACUGCUGCUGAGCGAGGUCCUGGCCCAGGGAGGCCCCUUCCCUAUGACCACAGAGAUCCUGGAGGUUCCUGAGGGCCCUCCCAUCUUCCUCAACCCGUGGGUGGGCUCCCUACGCAAAGGCCAGAAACUCUGCAUCUACGGGCCAGCCUCGCCACCCUGGCGGGUCGUGGCCACAAGCAAGAGCCGAAGGGUUCCCAGAUACUUUAUCCUCUCUGGGGCCUACCAGGGCAAGCUGAGGCGGAGGCCAAGGGAGUUCCCCACGGCCUAUGACCUUUUGGGUGCUCUCCAGCCAGGCCGACCCCUCCGGGUGGUGGCCACAAAAGACUGUGAUGGGAACGAAGAGGAGAAUCCUGAAUUUUCUUUCCUGGCCGUGGGUGACCGGCUGGAGGUGCUGAGGCAAGGCCAGGUCUGUGGGACACAGGGCCAGGACAUAGAUGUCUUGGUAUGUCAGCGGCUGAGUGAGCAGGCAGGGGAGGAAGAGGAGGAGUUGGGAGAGGAAGAGGAGGAAGGAGAGAACACAGAACAGAUUCUGCUACCCCUCUACCUCUCUGGUGCCUUUGUGGAGGAGGUGAGUGAUAGCCGGCGCUAUAGCCUAGCAGAUCUCACUGCCCAGCUCUCCCUGCCCUGUGAGGUCAAGGUGGUGGCCAAGGAUGCCCAGGAACUUUCUGACCCUCUGGUCUCCUUCCCGGGCCUGCGGCUGGAGGAGAAGAUCACAGAACCCUUUUUGGUGGUAGGCCUGGACUCCCAGCCAGAAAUGCGCUUUGAGAUUCCUCCCCGGUGGCUGGACCUGACUGUGAUGGAAGCUGAGGGGCAGCCAGGCCAGGUGGCUGAACCACGCUCUGUCGCUAGGGUGGAGGAACUGUCAGAAGGUUUCUACUACAGUCUCCGGAAGCUGCCGGCCUCUGAGAGCCAAGCUCCUCCACCCAGGCCCCCAAAGAGCAAGGGUGUCAGUGAGCAGAAGCAGAGAAAUCAGAGCUGCAAGGAGGCCAGUGUGAAGUCUCAGGUUAUAGGACAACAGCAAUCCUACCCACAGCCUGAACCCAAGGCGAAGACCUUGGAAGAGCUCCCCAAGGACAAAUCAAAUUUGUACAGCAAGAUUCCUGUCCAUAAAAAAGACCUUAAGUCCAAAACCCAAACACAGGAUUCAGUGCUGGGCAAAUACUCCAUAACUGAGUCAUAUCCCCUGUCUGACUCAGAUAUAGAUGACCACGACUAUGAAGAAAUUUGAGGUGCUGGGGAGCCACACUUCCCAGCUGCUGCUGUACAUGAAGUUGGGAUACCAGCUAACUCUUGGGAGACCUGGGGCAAAGUCACAUGUUGGCACAGAACUGAAAUGGGACAGACACUAUUCCCACCUCCUAUGGGUUCCAGAUUCCUGCCUCUGCCUGGUCCCGGGAGGUUGCGAGAAACCAUUCAAGUUCUGUUCGCUCCUGUGCUCAGCAGUUGUCCCACAACUGGGCGCAGAAAAGAUUCAAACGAGACCACCAGCUUCAGCAAUGCCUGCUCCCGGUAAAGGGACCUCAGUCCUCAUUGCACACCCUGCUCUACCACUUCUGCAGUCCAGGCUCUGGGCCUGGGGCAGACAGCAUUCUCAUGUUGGUAGAAUCUAGCUCACGACAGCACACAGUCAAUGGGCUUGUAUGAAUAAAUGUGGGAAUUUGCCUCCAAGAACAAAAUCUUAGGUAGGACUUUAGUUCUCAAGAUCCGUUAGUGGAACUAGGAGAGCUAAUUUACAUAGAAGGACCAGAGAGAGCUGGGCGGUGGUGGCGCACGCCUUUAAUACCAGCACUUGGGAGGCAGAGGCAGGUGGAUCUCUGUAAGUUCGAGGCCGGACUGGACUGACAGCCUCCAAAACAAUACAGAGAAACCCUGUCUCGUAAAACAAAACAAAACAAAAAAACAAAAAAAAAGGACCAGAGAGAUGGCUCAGUGAUUAAGAGCCCUUUGCUGCUCUUGCAGAGGAUCCAAGUUCAGUUCCCAGCUCGUACAUCAGGUAUCUCAUAACUGCCCGUAACUCCAACUCCAGGGUAUCCAACAUCUGCUUCUGAAUUCUGUGGGCACUGCACUCAUGUGCAAAACCCUGCCCCCCAACACAAAAAUAAGACACAAUUAAAAAAGCUUAAAGCUGG
This is a messenger RNA of Mesocricetus auratus (golden hamster), 3206 nucleotides long. It is a transcript of the gene Themis2, whose product is annotated as thymocyte selection associated family member 2. The record is from RefSeq and is a predicted model, not a curated record. Lineage: Eukaryota; Metazoa; Chordata; Mammalia; Rodentia; Cricetidae. The transcript has 6 exons. The coding region runs from base 341 to 2305 and encodes 654 amino acids. Gene Ontology annotation, biological process: T cell receptor signaling pathway.